GGUUUAGAAAUACGGGUAACAUUUAUUGGGUUAUUCAACACGAGUUCCAAACCUUCUCCCCUUUCGACAACAGGUCUGAUGGGGGGGGGGAUUUUCCAAUCUCCCUACUUGAAGGGGUUCCCACCGGGUCAUUCCAGGGUCCCUGCCACUCAGGUGGGGUGUCAGGAUUCAGUAAUAGUCCCUCCUCUCCUUCCAACAGGGGUUCCAGAUAUCCCCUCUGUUGCGCCUCCCAUAUCCUCCACUCUAACCUCUCCCGCCGUUCUCUUUCCACCCUCUCUCUUUCCUCAACUACAUCUGCCACUCUUUGGUUUCUCUCACCCCAGUAGGAUGGCUUGGGGUUGAGUUCCUGUCUCCUCCUGGCAUCCGCCUCCUCUUUGGGGACUUGCAGCUUUUCUAUCUUUCCCGCCCAAGGGUCCUCAACCCAAAUCCAUUCCCAACCGCUGGCAAUUUCCCUUCUCCCCUUCUUAUAUCCCUAACCCCACCUCCACCACUUCCCACCCUUUUUCUCCCGCCCGCCAAGAUGGUUCCAGUUCCUGCGAUAGUUAGUCCUUUCAAAUCUCCCUCUAGGUUCCCCGGGUCAUGUCCUGGAGGUCUUGUCUUCCUGGAAGCGGGGACUGGUGGGGUUUGGCUCUCUUCCUCAGCAGUUGGCGGGAGGGACGGCACUCCCGAGAGAGGGGUCUCUCUCUCUCACUCUCCUUCUUACAGUAAGGCACUGAGAACAAUGAACCAUCCAGGUAGUGGACUGCCACUUGAAAAUUAGCCUAGUUAUGCACAGAGAUCCUUGCAGCAGGUGGCAAACUAGCCAUAGCAACAACUAACACAAUGCCAGUGCAAAACAGUUGUGAUUUCCAUCAGCAGAAGGCCCACGUGCAGAUGAAAUCAUCAUCAAACAACUGUGUAGCUAUGGAUCAUUAAGUCCAGCCUCUGUCAAGGAGGCCCAGUGGGGGAAUCAGACUCCCAGCCUCUGGCUCUGCAGACAGAGACCUAAAUGACAGCGCUAUCCAGCAAUUAGAUCAAGGACUUUUAAGACAGGAGAUAAAGGUACUACCCUAAUUGUAACCUUCCACUCCUACAUUUUUGCCAAAAUUUUGUUGCCGAUGCUGCAGCGGUCAGGAUGUCUCCCUAGACUACAAGACGCUGAAACCUCCUGCCAGGCUAACUUUCUAAAGAUUUGGGAGACAGGAAAAUACAUAACAAUAAACUAUAAGGAACUGUGCCAGAUGAGGAAAAAGGAAGCUGUACAUCAGAGUAUACAAUAAACAAUCCUUUGCAUAAAGUUAUCUCAGUGUAACUAGGGUACAGCUUUCCUACAUGAUGGGGCAGUUUCUCCAGAGGUGGGGGAUCUAAAUGAACAAGAUGUAAUCCUCAUGCUUUCUUCUCUCGCCCACUCUGCUUAUAGGACAACCACAAUGUGCGAUUCUGCUCCAAUAAUUUUGAUUUGUGCCACUCUUCUGUGUCAAGGUGCCUACACUCAGCCAUUCUCCAUUCACAGUCAACAGCAUCAUCAUGAGCAAUACUGGUACCAGUCCACAUUGGAUCAGAUCCCAGUGAUCAGUGGAGGUACCUGCAAGGUGAUUGCUGUCCGCCGCUGCUGCAACCACAACCACAUUGAAGAACGGUCCCAAACUAUCCAGUGCUCGUGCCUCCCGGGAAAAGUGGCAGGGACAACCCGUGGCAAACCUUCUUGCGUGGACACCUCUAUUGUAACAGGAAAGUGGUGGUGUGACAUGGAGCCUUGCCUAGAUGAUGAAGAGUGCAAAGCGUUGCCCGACAACUCUGGCUGGAUGUGCCUGCUAGGAAAUCGUGUCAAAACUACUAAGGUACUAGCUGCUCACAUGACCCUUGGCCCGAAAUAGUGAACUCUGUGCAAAGCAAAUUUGUUCCAUGCCACCUUCCUGGCAUCUUAACUGUCUACCUUGUCUUAGAAGCCUGCGGCAGAUUUUUUGGCAGUUCACAGGGACUGCUAGAUGAGACAUACUCCAAGCUCCAUUUUACAAUUUGCCCUUGUUUUCUUUUCAGAUCCACAGUAGACACUGAAUUCUGCAAUAAUGAAAAAUUCAUCUUCUAAGUGACCAAGGGAGAUCUGAUAACAUUUUUGAGAUUUUUGCUACAAAUGGUAGUGAGAGAUGCAACUCCCCCUCUAGCCACUGAGCAGCACAAAACACCACAGGAAGCACAGAGAAGAAGCUACACUGCAGUCCUCAGUCCUCUGGGCAACAGCAAGCAAUCUCAGACAACUGGGUUCCUAUCAAGAUCAGGGUCUGAUGACUUUUCAAAGGAUGUUGUGAUUCUUAAUUGUGGGGAAUGGAAUGCCUUCCUCACUUAGUAGAAGAAAAGACCAAUGCUAUCUCACUUCACUAGUAGCAGGACAGCAAACCAGCUCAAAACCCUCCUUAUGCAACAUACCCAUAUGUUUCUAACCUUUCCCCCGCCCUCAACCCCGGUUUCAGCAGCCAUCUAAUUAAGUUUUCCAGGACAGAAACUAGACAUUUAGUUUGUAUUUACAUCAGUAACAUGUAAUACAUCAAACCUUUUAAAAAUUAGCUUCAAAUGUAA
This is a messenger RNA of Pogona vitticeps (central bearded dragon), 2556 nucleotides long. The record is from RefSeq and is a predicted model, not a curated record. Lineage: Eukaryota; Metazoa; Chordata; Lepidosauria; Squamata; Agamidae.